AUGGCCGCGGCGCCCGCCAGCGUGAGGGUCUCGGGCCCUCCCAACAGCAACUUCCUCGUCGGCUAUCCUGGCAUCUCGGCGACGCUCCCGCGCAUCGAAGGCAAAGUCGAGAUCCGGCCCGGCCAAGGAUACUCCAUGCCUGUUCCCAUCUCCUUGGUCCGCGUGUGCCUGCAGCGCCGCGAGACGAUACACCCCGACGCCGACAGCCUCACCAAGCGCCACCUCGGCACCCCGCGACGGGAGACGACGGAUGUGGUCGGCAAGGAGGUCCUGCUCUUCCGAUGCUCCACCGGCAAGGAGGCCGAGAGCGUCAUGGCCAUGGACCUGCCCUUUGUCCUCUUCAUCCCCUUCGGGAGGGGCGGCGAGGAGACGAAUCGACGAAUCCCCCCGGCCUCGCUCCAGCUGCCGAGCAGGACGGCCGAGACGUACUACGAGCUCGUCGUGACGGUCCAGCAGGGCCACAGCAGCCAGUUCAAGCACAGCUUCCCCAUGCCGCUGCAACGAUACGACACCCUGUCGACCUUUGGCAUGUACAACAAGCCGGAGACGAAGCUCGUCACCACCGACAACAUCGUCCACCUCGGCAUCAACCUGCCGCGCUGGAGCUUCGGCCCGAACGACCCCAUCGCCGUCUACAUCAAGCUGUCGCCCAACGCCGACUGGAUGAGCAAGGCCAAGCGGGUGUCGAUCGAGAAGAUUACGCUGACGAUCGAGGAGGAGAUCACCUACAACCCCGAAGGAGACGAACCGACCAAGAGGGUCAACAAGCUGUCGAAGCAGGUCCAGGUCGUCAAGAUGAAGAUGCCCGAAGCCGGCUACGCCACCAACAUCGGCCUCGUCUUUCCCUCGAAAGAUCUGAGAGACCCCGAGGGCAUCGUGAGAAGAGGCAAGCCGGCGUUUCCCCAGUACGAGGUCGUCACGUUUACGACGACGUCGAGCCUGUACAAGAUUGAGUUUUACGUCAGCAUCAAGGUUCAACUGAGUGGCGCUCGCGAUGUCACCCUGAGACAACCAAUCGUCAUCUGCCCUCUCGACCAACAAGGGUGCAAGGAGGAAAUGGACGCCAUCGAGCAGGCGGCCAAGGACGCGGCCCUCGUCGACCCGAACAACCCCAUGCUUCCCGCCCGCAGCAUCAUCCUCGCCAGCGAUCGCGACUCGUUGCGGGCUCUCGGCCUGUGCCUCGUGGGGGGACAGAAGAAACCGUACAUCGACUGA
Drechmeria coniospora is the source of this 1215-nucleotide messenger RNA. Its product is annotated as arrestin domain-containing protein. Gene Ontology annotation, cellular component: division septum. The coding region runs from base 1 to 1215 and encodes 404 amino acids. Gene Ontology annotation, biological process: division septum assembly. The record is from RefSeq and is a predicted model, not a curated record. The transcript is spliced from 3 exons. NCBI's taxonomy places the organism in Eukaryota, Fungi, Ascomycota, Sordariomycetes, Hypocreales, Ophiocordycipitaceae.